Messenger RNA from Cladophialophora yegresii CBS 114405, 4860 nucleotides. RefSeq lists its product as uncharacterized. The record is from RefSeq and is a predicted model, not a curated record. NCBI's taxonomy places the organism in Eukaryota, Fungi, Ascomycota, Eurotiomycetes, Chaetothyriales, Herpotrichiellaceae. Gene Ontology annotation, molecular function: chromatin binding. The transcript has a single exon. Gene Ontology annotation, cellular component: Scc2-Scc4 cohesin loading complex. Bases 1 to 4860 code for a protein of 1619 amino acids. Gene Ontology annotation, biological process: establishment of protein localization to chromatin; regulation of gene expression; replication-born double-strand break repair via sister chromatid exchange.
AUGGCAAAGAUGGACUUCACAUAUCCUUCAUCAUCACCUGUAACUCAUAAGAAGCCAAAGAUUGAGAUGCCUGUCACCAAACCCUUAUCUACCAAGUUCGUCGUAGAGGUCCCGAAACCGCCUCCCUCAUUCAAUCGGGAUGGUUAUCCUAGCAUCACAGACUCGCCCAAAAAGAAGAAACUGGCAGCGCUGAGCUCGAAGCGAGAGAAAGACGAUCGACUAUUAACGAGUUUCGAAAGUCAGCUCGUCGAGAUCUUUGAGGCUCAAGAUCAACUUGCAUCAGAUACAGUGGCAGGAAGUUCGAAAUUUCAUUCUGCUCUAUUUGAUCUGCCUGACGAUGAGGACGAUUUAGAAGAACCGCGGCUUGCAAUCCCGGUCCACGAGAAAUUGCAGGCCGUUAUGAGCCAGCUGGUCUCUUCGGGCCGCCUCGCCGAUACUCCGACCGAACAUCUGCAACGUCUACAACGAUUAUGCGAACCUGCGAUUGAAGCAGCACAAACAGUCAAUUUGCGAGUGCCCGCGGAAACGUCAGAGGACACUUCUACUUGGCUGGCAAAACUUCAUAAAGCAACCAGCGGGGCCGCCUCAGCUUGCACUCUGAUUUACACCUCCUUGGGUUCGUCCCGAAACGUUGAACUUGUCAACCUGGAAGCACUGCAAUGGCUCCCAAAUGUACUGGUGAAUAUAUUCGAAAACUGCUUGAUUCCAGUUGUUGAAGCUCGUCCGGAUGGCCAGCACAGUCAACUGUUCAGCUUGGCAUCCUCACACUCCGAACCGCUUAGGCGCUUGUUAGAUCUUGGCCGCAAACUCUUGGAUCUUGUGGCAAGGGUCUGCGUGGAGAUCAGAGGAGCAAGUCCCAUCGUUAACUCGACCGAGUUCCUUGCCUCGAAGCUCAUCUUCGUUCAGAAUGGCUAUACCGAAAAGGCAUCUGCCAUCGGUUGUCAAGCUUAUGAACGACUGAGAAAGCAGGCAAUGGCAGCUGUGGCGAGGUUCUAUGCUGCUUUUCCCGCAGAGAGGUCGGCGAUAUUAGACGAGGUCUUGAGCUCGCUGGAUAAGCUGCCUUCCAAUAGCCGGAGUGCAAGACAGUACAAGCUUGGAGGCAACAAAAACAUCCAACUGGUUUCCGCCUUGUUCCUGCAGCUGGUGCAGACUUCGGCCAUGCAGUCCGGCAAAAAGGAAAAGCGUAGAGCUCGUCACCUUCCGCGAGACGCAUCAGUAAUUUCUGAGAAUGCAGAGCAAGAUGAAGAUUCGGCAAGUGAGAUGGAGGUUGACUCGGCGUCCGUCUCGGAUGGGAAGGACCCUUUAACGAAACUGAGUCAAACGGCUCAAUCCCUGCUCGACGACGCCCGGAAGAGCGCUCAUCAUAUUGUGAUAUGGAUGGUCGACAAAGCUUCCAAAGUCACCAAAUCUGGCGAUUCACCUUAUCGCAACAUUCUCGACUUGUUUGUGGAAGACAUGACAGUGGUCUUUGCCUCGACAGAUUGGCCUUCGUCUGAAUUGCUACUCACCAUGCUGGCUAUGCGCAUGAUCCGACUCGUGCAAACAGACAAAUCAGCCUCUACAAAGAACAUGGCCCUCGAAUCCUUGGGUGUAAUGGGUUCUGCCAUCUCGGUAACACGAGCGUCGGCGAGGAAUCUUUUGAAAUCCAUCUUGCGGGAUGGUGACACCAGCUCGUCUGCAGUUGCUCAGGAACUCUCUAAUCUGGCGGGUGAGCGAGCCAACUUCCUCCUUGAGGAGCAGGAACUCGUAUCCUCCAACGGCCCUUUCCCAAUCGUACAUGCAUACCUGGGACACAAAGGAGGAGAGGGUCUAAGAACAAAAUCUGCCCGAGCCUAUUUCCUGGUGCAGUAUGCUAUCCUUGUCUGUCGCACUGUGGAGAAACAACUUGGGGAAGAGCAGCAUUCUCCUCUGGACUCACGGCUCCUUUCUACGGUUGAGGCGGUGCUCCAGCAGCUCUUGGAGCCUGGCGAAUAUGACGGAGCCGCCAAUGACUACCCAGAAGUCAAAGAGUUGGAGGCACAAUUGGCAUACCUGCUGAGUAUUCUCAAUGGACAGUUUUGUCGACUCUUUCCGGCGAUUGCUAAGACACUCGCUUUAUCCCUCGACAGCGACCAGGCUCAAGUCCGGAGCCGCAGCUUGAAAAGCAUUGCUGCGAUGCUGGAGACCGACUCCAGUCUCCUCGAGUGGGAGACCACUUUAGCAGAAGCGAUUUUCAAAUGUGCCGCCGAUGACUCCUCUCUGGUGCGAGACUCAGCGCUAUUCCUGGUUGCCAAAUUCAUCAUGCCUAGACCUGCACUUGAGCAGAAAGCAUUUAAGAGGCUCUUGAAGUGUGCUGCUGAUACUAACGUCGGAGUGCAGAAGCGAGCCAUAGGUCACUUGAAGGAUGUCUAUAUGAAGGAGUCAAGGCAGAACAUGAAAGCAAUAAUUGCCAUCGAGUUUCUACACCGAUCGGCAGACCAGGAAAACUCCGUGGCUGAGCUUGCGAAAAAGACUCUAUCAGAAAUCUGGAUUGAUCCGAAGAUGACGAUGCUUGCCACUGCAGGUGAUACAGCACAUGUCGACGUGGCGAUUGAAGACCUCAAGACUCAUAUCGUUACGUGCCUUGCUAGCGAUACCGCGGCUUUAUCGUCGCUGCUCAAGAACUUCUUGAUCUGGAAACUCAAGGACACCAAGAAUGCCAUCCAAGUGCGAGACUUGUGCGCUCGUAUUGUGAAGAAACUCCUGGAUACUGCCAAUGGCUCCGAGGCAGGAGCAGCUGAUUUGACAACGCUUGUCGCAUUUGCUGAAGCGCGUCCGGAAACGGUGGUACCGGCAGACCUUACCAGCUUGAAGAGCUACCUAAAAGACCUGUCCAAGCAUGACAAUAUACUCAAGUUCAAGUCAGUUGUGGCUAUAUUCCGAUCGGUAUUGCCACACCUGUCAAGCACUCAAGCCCCAUUGUUGGAAGAGGUUCAGCUGGAUCUCCUCAAAGCCGCGCAGAAGCUCGUCCCCCGACACGAAUUAGAGGAGGUGAUGUCCUGUCUGAGGAGCAUUGACGGAGUGCUAAACAAUACAGGCAAGAUGGCCUCCUUCGCUAUUUCGCUCAUCAAGAACGUGCUGCAGCCCAAUAUCCCCACUCAGAUCAGGGAAGCUAUGAAGAGACAAAACCAGCUUGAAGAGCUCAAAGCCAAAGAAAAUCGAAUGAGGGAACACUCACUGCGUCUCAUCGGAGUGGUUGGUAAGCACAUUGACCUUGAAAGGUUUCAAGCCCAGUUCCAGAAGGUCUUCUCUUCUUCCGAGCCUCCGUACAAAGGCGGAUCUGUAGCAGGGUAUAUUGCGGAUUGUAUCGUGCAAUUUACCUUGCGAUCGUCGCCUCUCGAGAUUCGGUUGAAGGCGCUUGAGGGUCUUGGCCUCGUUUGUCAAGCAUGGCCGGGCCAAUUCAACAAGCGCCUUGUGCGAGAAACGUUCUUUGAAGUGCUCGAGGGCAAGACUUUCAGCGGGCUGGACACCAAGGAUGUCCUGAGGAUGCAGGUCAGGGUACUCGAAAUCUUCGUAGAACUCUAUGGAACGCGAGCCAGCAAGAAAGAGGAGGCCAAGGAAGGUGAGGGUGGAGGCGAAGUGCAAGCGCUGAAGAACAUUGGUGGAGACAACAAGACUCGGGAAGACGAGAGUGCUAUUGCUAUCAUCACUAACCCCCUCGUUGACCACUUGAUACGGAUCGUCAACACGGAGACGGGUGAGAAAGCACUGCUUGCUGCGCAGACGUUGGCCAGCAUAGACCACCAAGGCAUGACACACCCCAAGCAAAGCACGUCGGCGUUUGUGGCUUUGGAAACCAGCGCUGAUGCCAAGAUUGCCACGGUCGCUCGAGUGGCGCAUGCGCACCUGCACCAACAGCACGAAUCGGUAUGCGAGCGGGAGUACGUCAAUGCGGUAUACGCAGCAUUUCGGUAUCAGAACGACGUGUUCCAGGAUCCUCAAGGCGGCGUCGUACCCGGAUUCAGAGCCAAGCUCGAACCGGCAUUCAGCAUCAUCAGCACCAGCGGCUCGAAGUAUGUGAAGAAAUUCAUCAGCAGCGUCAUCUCGAAGAUCACCACCGAAUACUCCAAGCUGAGCGUGACCGAGGAGGGAAUUCCUGAACACGUGUUGUUCGUGUUAUUUGUGGCGCAGAAUCUGGCGUUCCUGGAGUACAAAAAGAUGGACGAGUUGCUCCAUACGGUCUUGCAGCUUGAGUUGGCCUUUGGCAAGAAUGGCGCCGAGACCGCCCAGGCUAUCGAAACUUACCUUCCGCCAGCGCCAGGCCGAACUACAGAAAGGAACGAUGAAGUCGAGCCAAAGGUCGAAGUCGAGCCCGCGCCGACAGAGAUCCAGGUUGACCCGGUGCUACUCAAGCGAUUGACGUCGGCAGCGUGCGCGAUCACGUUGAUAUCUGAGGCGAGAAAUUUUCUGAAGCGGCAAUAUGGGAUCUCGCGGGACGUCAGGAUGGCAAUGCAACAAAACAAACAGACCAAGGAUGGUGGGAAAGAGCCGAUGAAGGUGCACGGUAUCACGGGCGACAAAUUUUGGCAGAACACCAACGCAGUGCUCGAAUCACUCGCCAGCAGUGGGGAAAUGAUUGCACGAUGCCGAGAAUUCGUGACUCUUGUCGCUGUGGACGACGAGGUGAAGAUAGCUGAAGAGGAGGCAGACCUGAACGCGAUGAUGGAUAGUGCACCGGACCAGACGAUGGGCGCACCACGAGGAAAGAAGCGCAAGAGCAUGUCUGGUUCGGCCGGCGGAACACCCAAGAGACCUCGAGGCCGACCACCCAGGAACGGCUACGCAGGACGAUCAGUGAGCGUUUCAUCGCUGGAAGGUGCUGAUGGCGAUUUUGAGGAUUAA